UUUAUACAGACUUUUUAAAAAAAUAUACACUAGCUGUGUGGUUUGAAAUUUGAAAUAAUAAAUAUAUAAUCAAAUAAAAAAGCCUAAUCAAAAAGAUAAUUAGGAAGUUUGAGCGUAAAAUAAAAGAAAGAAGACACUCAAAAUUUGAUCCUAAAAACUGCUUGAUAUUACACGGAUUUGACAAUAAAAAGAAAACUCAUACACGGGAAAGUCUUUGUGGCUCAGCGCAAUGAAUGUAGCCGGAAGGAUAAAAAACACACUGGGUUACCUACACCAUUCAACACAUACACGGCGCUGUGUUACUUGAGCUUGUCAAGUUACAGUUACGUAAACAUAAGGCUAGCUCCUUGUCAGUAGCAUAUAUACAUGACACACUCGUCAUGGCCCAACCUAAUUCCGCCGGUAGUCCAGGGAUUGAGCUGACCAUUCGAAAACAAUGGAAAGUAGAGAGAAACAUUGUCCAGGAGUUAACUGCGGAGCCGGUCCUGGUGUCCAAAGGGGCCACUGUGGCCAAGUGGAUACUAAGUAUGGUACUAGGUCUUGCCCUGACUUGUUCCAUGGUGGUGACAAAAACUUCCUUCGUGUCUCUGAGCACGCACGUUCACAACAUCACUUUGAACCAGGAUCUGUACAAUGCUGUGUAUAUAAGUCAUUUCUUGGUGCUGUACUUGUCAAUCACAGUCUUGUACAGCCUUCAGUUGCUGAGACAGUGCUGGCAUGUUUUGAAAUGCAAGCUGGAGACAUGGCCCAACGUCAAAACUUCAGCUGCAUGCGUUCUCUCUGGCUCUCUGGAGGCUGCCGGUAUUACACUGUUGUCUUUGAAGGUGAUUCCUUACCUCGGGCCCACCCGAGGGACAUUUGUAAUGGUUCUAUCUUUGGUUGUACCCAUAGUAUGUGAGACUUGGACUUCUUUACGUCUGAAUUACGCCAUUAGCAUGAAGAUAGCUUACGUGUUUGGUUGUCUCUGUAUGCUGGCUGGUUUAGGGUUCUUCAUCUACCUUGAAUACGAUGUUUAUGCUGACCAGAGUUACAGCAUAUCUCACAUAGUGCACAUGGUCAUUUGUCUGAUUAUCUUGAACUUCACAUGGUUACCUUGGUUACUAAAGUACAUCAGCAACAGUGGCUAUAAUAGAACUCGGACUAACGGUGGAAACAUCCAAAUACCACAGCAGGUUCUUACUGCUAACUGUGGGGCCAACACUCAAUGGAAAAGUUCAAUCAUCCUUCAAACAACAAAAAUUAUCGCUCUCUUCAUCUUUUUCUUCAUUUUUUAUUUCCUGGACACGGACUACCAUUUGCGAUUCGACGCUGAUGUCCACAGCAGUUUCUUGGCCGCCUGGGAUUUCAACAAUUUUAUUUCUGUCACCACCUGGAUGAACUUUAUCCUGUUUCUGAUUGGAGCUUUAUCUAACUAUGUCCUAGUUUGGGGCAUUGGCUAUAUGAACUUAUGCAGGUGGUCUCUAGUUGUACCAGUACUGCUCUCACUGCCUUUUUGUGUGGUCAUUUUUCAAGUUCAAGAACUGUGCUCUGUUCAGAAUGACAUCGACUUAUUUUGUAGCUCAAAAGAAUUUUUAGAAAACAAAGACUAUAUUAUAGUCACUACAGUUCUAUUGACUUUAGGUCAGGCUCUAGUGCUGGCAAGGCUGAUGAUAAAACAACAGAGUAGAUAUAUGCUGGCAGAGAAAAGGCUUUUCUGGAUUCCUGUCUCUUUCUCUGGCACAGUCGAUGCAAGUUUAUUUCUAAACUGUCGAGAUACUAUUUCUGAACUCGAGUGUCCGUGUCAUGUCAACUGGCCGUCCAAGAUUUUGAUAUGCACAACUAUGUACAGGGAGAACGCUCAAGAAAUGAGAAACGUUCUCAAGUCCUUGGCUCUUGUCAACAUUUGUCAGAGAAAUACUAACACACAGUUCGAGUCUCAUAUAUUCUUUGAUGGGGGCGUCAACGGUGACAGGCUGACAGAGUACUCUUUACAACUUGUCUCACUCCUUGAGGAAUGUUUAGAUGUGAAGCUUCAGGAUAGCAAGACAAUAAAAACACCGUUUGGAUUACAUCUGCAAUGGGAGCUACCUAAAAGUCAUAGAGACAAUAAAACAAUGCUUUUUAGUUUGAAUCUUAAAGACAACUCACUGGUUUACCAGAGGAAGAGAUGGAGUCAAGUGAUGUACAUUUCAUAUUGUUUAGAUUUCUGCCAAGAACAGAAUAGAGACAAUGUGUACAUCCUGAUGACAGACGGCGAUGUCAGCUUCACACCCCAGGCAAUAGAGUCAUUGCUAGAUCAGAUCAGCAGGGACACAAAUCUAGGUGCGGUAUGUGCUCGUAUUAUUCCUGAGGGUAUGGGACCUGUCGUUUGGUAUCAGACCUUUGAAUACUCCACAGCGCACUGGUCUCAGAAAACAGCUGAGCAUGUCUUAGGUUCAGUGCUCUGUGCCUCUGGAUGUUUUAGUGUAUUCAGGCUACAGGCGCUCGACGACGUCCUCGCUAAGUAUAGCACUCCUGUUGAAAGUUCCCAUGACUUCUUGAUCAAAGAUUUUGGGGAAGAUAGAUGGCUGAGUACUUUGUUGAUACAGAGUGGUUGGAAAGUUAAGUACUGCUCAGACGCUAAGAUUUCAUCUAGUUGUCCGAAUUGUUUCGGAGAUCUUUACAGACAAAGGAGAAGAUGGCUACCUUCUACACUGACAAACCACAUGCAAAUGGCUGAGGAAUGGCGAUACAUCUCUAAGUUCAACAACAAAGUUUCUGUGGCUCUGCUCUUCUACCAACUUUUACUUUUCGUUUACACCAUCAUGGCACCAAGUUUAAUCAUUCUGAUCAUCAGUGAUGCUUUAAAACACUUUAUGGGGGUUUUGUUGGUUCCGGUCACGAUACAAGUUUUUUUUGCUUUCGUGUUCAUUGUGUAUUGCCUUGUCAAGCCAGUCAGACUUCAAAUUUGGGCAUCAGUCAUCUAUACCUGUGUGUAUAUUCUAGUGAUGGGCUUCGUCUUGUUUGCUACAGUUCGUGAAUUUUACAAUGCAUGGUAUGUGCCCAGUGAGAAUGAGAUGUUUGUAUCAGAACUACAGCCGAAUGUCUCUUUACAGGAGAUCACUGACAGAUAUAGGAUACCACCUGGACCGGUAUCAUUGUUUUGCUGUUACUUCAGCUCCAUCCUUAUUUCCUUCAUUGUUGUUAUCCUCCUGCACCCAUCAGAACUCAAAUGUUUGAUCUUUGGAAUUAUCUACAUUCUGUGCCUACCUUCUGCUUCAUUGCUGCUACCUUUGUAUUGCUUUUGUAAUUUAAAGGACAGCAGUUGGGGACUACGUGAAGAACUGCCUAAGGUUGUUGUCAAAAAAAGCUACUGGUGUACAGAAAAGGUUAUACCCUUCCUGAAAAAAAUGUGCUUCUGCUGCGUUAAAUUGGUCCCAUUAGAUUCAAGUGCUAUUGAAAAAGCAGCAGAGACUAUUUUAACUGCGCAGGACAUAAUUGAUGGAAUCCCAGAUGAGGAUGACGAAAAAGACGAUAAAACUGAUAAGAAAGAGAAAAAAUCUAGCGACAAAUCGGACAAAGCAACCGAUAAAUCAACAAAAGGAAAAAAUAAAGCAACUACUAAUUCCGAGACAUCAAAAACUAAAGGAGACCAGAAGAAAGAAGACAAAGAAUCAAAGCAUACAGAUGAGUCCAGCAAUGAAGAUGAGACAUCUCCAAAAGAACGAAAACAUAGUAAAAAGAUGACCGGAAAAGGCGAAGAAAAGAAGAAAGAAGUUGGCGAGGAUAAAAGUAAAGAUGAAACACAAAAGAUUUCUAAUGCUGAUGACUCUGUUGAUUUUGUUGAUGCCACAAGUACAGCUGUAGAUGAUGUUGACCAAAACGAGUUUUAUUUCUGGACCUUACUGAAAGCUAAUCUCUUCAAGCCACAAGAUAAAGAAAUGUUGAACAAGAAAAGAUUGGAGCAACUGACUGCACUUCGUAAUGGAUGGCUCGUAGUGGUGAUAGUGCUGAAUAUUUGCGCACUUACAAUAUCAGUUGUUCUAGAUAUGUAUGGUUAUCUAAUAGUAUCGAGGGACAAUAAAACAGGAAUAGUUUUACUUGUGCUGCUCCUAUUGCCAACUAUGAUUGAGUUUUUUUCAAUGUUCAUCUUUCGAAUAUCAACCGUGUGUUCAAAACUAGCUACAGCUGAAUAUACUUGGAGCUCUGGAAGUAAUCAUACCAAAUGGUCAUUCUAUAUGACGGCUGUAGACUCUACUGAAGACAUGACAACUGGUCAGAGUCAAGUGAAUGAUUCAGACGAUGCAACUGCCGCAUUAGUGCAGCCAUGAUCAAGACUUAUUUGGCUUUCAUGAACUUUAUAAUAUACCGUUUGAAUAAUAAAUGACUGCAUGCUUACGUUUAAGACUACUGUACAAACAAAAUGUAAACAACACUUUUAAUAACGUAGUGAACCUACAUUUUAAGAAGUGUAAGUGUACAUUAUACAGAACUAUGAACCUACAUUUUAAGAAGUGUAAGUGUACAUUAUACAGAACUAUGAACCUACAUUUUAAGAAGUGUAAGUGUACAUUAUACAGAACUAUGAACCUACAUUUUAAGAAGUGUAAGUGUACAUUAUACAGAACUAUGAACCUACAAUUUAAGAAGUGUAAGUGUACAUUAUACAGAACUAUGAACCUACAUUUUAAGAAGUGUAAGUGUACAUUAUACAGAACUAUGAACCUACAUUUUAAGAAGUGUAAGUGUACAUUAUACAGAACUAUGAACCUACAUUUUAAGAAGUGUAAGUGUACAUUAUACAGAACUAUGAACCUACAUUUUAAGAAGUGUAAGUGUACAUUAUACAGAACUAUGAACCUACAUUUUAAGAAGUGUAAGUGUACAUUAUACAGAACUAUGAACCUACAAUUUAAGAAGUGUAAGUGUACAUUAUACUUUCUUCAAUAAAUACAAAGUAUACUUUCUUCAAUAAAUGAACAACUUGAAAGAUGGAAAGAAUAUUUUCAAGAAGUGCUCAAUAGACCUAAACCACGAAAUCCACCAGAUCUAAAUGCAGGACCAACACUAGACAUAAACAUGGAGGAAAUAACAAAAGAAGAAAUAAGGAAUGCACUCAAACAAAUGAAGACAGGUAAAGCAGCUGGAAUUGACAACAUACCACCCGAAGUCCUAAAAGAAGGAGGAAGUGAAAUAGUUGACCAAAUGCACAAACUAUUCAACAAAAUUUGGUUAACAGAAACACCUCCGGGUGAGUGGAAAAGGGCUUGCUAAUUAAAAUACCAAAGAGUGGAGAUCUAUCACAAUGUGAGAAAUGGCGAGGCAUCACUUUGCUGUCAGUACCAAGCAAGAUUUUUAGCAGAAUCCUACUAAACAGAAUAAAGGGAGCAUGUGAUGAACACCUAAGGGAAGAACAGGCCGGAUUCAGAAAAGGGAGAUCUUGUGCUGACCAAAUAGCUACACUCAGGAUAAUUGUAGAACAAUGUGUCGAAUGGCAAUCUCCUCUCUAUGCAACUUUUGUUGACUUUGAAAAAGCUUUUGAUAGUGUCGACAGAGAAUCUAUCUGGACUGUAAUGAGACAUUAUGGGAUCCCCAAUAAAAUAAUAACCAUAAUCAAGAACCUUUAUGAUGGUUUCACCUGCCAAGUAACCCACUGUGGCAAGCUGUCAGAGGAAUUUCCAGUCACAACAGGAGUCAAACAGGGAUGUCUUCUUUCACCACUCCUGUUCCUUCUAGUACUGGAUUGGGUCACAAAAGAAGCCUACUCUAACGCAGGGAAAGGAAUCCAAUGGACUCUCACACAAAAGCUGGAAGAUCUGGAAUUCGCUGAUGACAUAGCCCUAUUAUCACAGACUACAGGAUAUGCAAGAAAAGGUCACAACUUUAAGCGAAGUAGGAAAAAGAGUAGACCUCAAAAUAAACCACCAAAAAACUAAAGUACUUAAAGUAAACAAUAAACAAAGUGGAGACAUAGUAUUGGAUUCUCAGACAAUAGACCAAGUAGAAAAUUUUAUAUACCUUGGGAGUGUAGUCAGUAUAUCAGGUGGAACAGAUGAAGACAUUAAACGCCGUAUAAAUCUAGCACGUCAGACAUUUACACAGCUAAAACCAACCUCGAAAUCUCCUUACAUCUCAAACAAGACUAAACUAAGAAUCUUUAAUUCUAAUGUCAAGGCUGUCCUACUGUAUGGUUCUGAAACAUGGAGAACAACUGAAGCCACAACAAAAAAAAUACAGACCUUCAUCAACAGAUGCCUGAGAAAUAUCCUAAAAAUACACUGGUAUGACAAAGUAGAAAACACCAAACUGUGGGAGAUGAGUGGACAGAAAAAUAUAGAAGUGCAGAUCUUAGAGAGGAAGUGGAGAUGGAUUGGUCACACCCUUAGAAAAGAUACCAACAACAGAGCUAGGCAGGCCAUAGAGUGGAACCCCCAGGGAACAAGACGCAGAGGAAGACCAAAAAGAACAUGGCGACGCAGUGUACUUGAAGAAGCAGAGAAGACCGGGAAGAGCUGGGACACCAUCAAAAAGCUAGCAAGAGACCGUGGAGAGUGGCGUGUUUAUGUCGAGGCCCUAUGUUCCAUGAGGAACUCAAAGGAAUGAUGAUGAUGAACUGUACAUUAUACAGAACUAUGAACCUACAUUUUAAGAAGUGUAAGUGUACAUUAUACAGAACUAUGAACCUACAUUUUAAGAAGUGUAAGUGUACAUUAUACAGAACUAUGAGCCUACUUAAUAAUUCCUCAUCUCUCCUGACACUUAAAUCGCAUCGUAGGUGUGCUGUAUAAAGUUCACACAACCAAUCCUCCACUUUUCCGGUCAGCAGGUGUUCUUAGCAGAAUAUCAAGAGAUCAAUAUCCAUUCUUUGACUUUGUCCAGCCAGUUUUUCUUUGGAUGAGACUUAAAUAUCUUUGUUCUGCCUUGAAGGAUGGCUUUUGACCGAGUCAUGUUUUAAAAUAUGACUUAACCAGAUAGGCUUUUGGCUUUUCUUAGUAUUGAGGAGUGUUGUUACCAGUCGUUGACUUAUAGUACCUAAAUGCUAGUAGACAAAUAAACCGUUGUAAACGUAACGUAAUAAUUGAGACUUCAAACAACUUGAUAUUUAACUUCCUUUUGUAAACAAAACUAAAUGGGCCUAACACAUUAUUUAUAAUAUAAACAAAAUCAAGUUGAAAUGAAAUAAAAUAACUUAGUAGACUUAAUUAAGUAAUUAUAUUCUUUAACUAAAUUUAACUUACUACAAUAACACCACCUUUCAGUCUUACGUUCUGGAGUCGCCUCUUCUAAGACCAAGUGACGACAACAUCACCGAUGUUGCAUGAUUCACAACUAAUCGCUAACCUCUUACCACUAUCCUUAUAUAAAAACACACACAAGGAGUUCCUUCUUUUUGCCAGUCAUAGUGUUGAUUUGUAAAUGUACAAAGUCAUUAUUUUUGUUAAACCUGGUAUCUGAUACCCAGAAAUUUUCUGUAGCAUUUACUCCUAAAGGCUUGGAUUCUUCCUUCAGCCUCAUCGAUCAGCGUCCAACUUUCACAACCAACAAUAAUAAUGAUAAUGGCAAUGUCUUUGAUUCUGAAGAUUAAGGAUGAGUGCGGUGUUUCACAAGACAUAGAAAAAUCCAUUUGCGACCUACAUAUUUUGCCACAUCUAAUACAGACAAAGCCGUAUGAUGUAGAUAAAAAGUAGAGAAAUCACAAAGGAAGAUGCUUUACUGGUCUGUUGAAUUUCUGCUCACUUUCUUAAUCUUUAGACUCAAGGGACAGUAUUAAUAAACCAAAAUUUAAAAUAUUGUUGAGGCUCAACUCAUUUUUUUUUAAAAGAGGAAAUAAAUGUUUGCUUACUUUAAACGUAAACACUGUAUCCAAUUUUGUUAGCUACACGUGACUUUCUAAAUUGUCAACACAUUGUUCUACAUUACGACAGUCAAUAAAUAUUCAAGAAAGUUAUCAUUAUUUAAGUUAGAUCCAAAACCUUUCUUUUUUUUUUUUUUUGAAGAGCUAUUGAGUGAAUACACAUUCUCUACAGUUUGUUGAACCGUUGGGGAACAACAUAUAAUCUGUAAACCGACUUUUUCCAUUCCUCUCUGUCUUUUACAUUGAAUAGAAUCUGUUUCAAUGACUGGCCAGUCCAUUCUUUUAUGUUGUCUUACCAUCGCUUUCUCUGCCUCUUAUUUUUCUUGGUACUGUUCCCUGUAGGAAGCUUUUAUGUAACCCGGAGGACCUUGUGAUAUAGCCAUAAAGUUUUAGUUUGCAUUUUUUUUUUGGACAGUACUCAGCAAUUUAUGGUGAGGCCCAGUUGUUAUUGUGAUCCUGAUUCUCAUUUCCUCCUUUGUGAUGCGGUCUUUGUAGCAACUUAAAGCAACAGCAACAAAUAUCUCAUCUUUUUUUUCUUCUCCAAAGCUUUGUGCAAGCCACACUAGCUCCCUUAUGGACCUGAUGAAAUAUAUUUUUUAAAGAUGCGAAUAUAUGUGUGUCUUCUGUUGUUUUAAUUUUUGGUUUUUUAAAAUGAUAAUAAAAAAAUAUUUUUAAAGUAAUAUUCUUUGUGACCUAGUAAGAUCAACUUUACAUAAAUAAGCGAAAUGUUGUGGUUCCCCCCUCUCCCAUUCAUCUUGCCAAUUACAUAUUAAAUUUCUACUUCAACACACGUAACACUUUAUUUUUGUAUUGUCCAAUAGUCAACUAUAAUAUUCUACUCUUCAUCCAUUUAUGUAGAAUUAUUUCUUAUCGCAAAUUUUUAUUUAUAAUUGAGAUAAUUAAGUCUUAAGACGGCAGGGCUGGCGGCGGGAAGUGCGUGAACACGGUCGAGACAAUCUGUAACACAUAUCACACGACCAGGCAGCCUUCCUUUUAAUGAAAAGCUUCAGAAAGACAACAUUUGUAUUAUUUAAUUUUAAUUAAAAAAAAAAAAAAAAAAAAAAAAAAAAAAAA
Messenger RNA from Biomphalaria glabrata, 8887 nucleotides. Its product is annotated as chitin synthase-like. NCBI's taxonomy places the organism in Eukaryota, Metazoa, Mollusca, Gastropoda, Planorbidae. Gene Ontology annotation, molecular function: chitin synthase activity. The record is from RefSeq and is a predicted model, not a curated record. Gene Ontology annotation, cellular component: cell periphery; cell septum. The transcript is spliced from 23 exons. Bases 381 to 4289 code for a protein of 1302 amino acids.